Clarias gariepinus (North African catfish) is the source of this 667-nucleotide messenger RNA. RefSeq names its product polyubiquitin-B-like. Gene Ontology annotation, molecular function: protein tag activity; ubiquitin protein ligase binding. The record is from RefSeq and is a predicted model, not a curated record. Gene Ontology annotation, biological process: modification-dependent protein catabolic process; protein ubiquitination. The coding region runs from base 28 to 519 and encodes 163 amino acids. The transcript is spliced from 3 exons. Lineage: Eukaryota; Metazoa; Chordata; Actinopteri; Siluriformes; Clariidae. Gene Ontology annotation, cellular component: nucleus; cytoplasm.
GGAGGAGCAAAGCGACAAUAUUAAACAAUGCAGAUCUUCGUCAAGACCCUCACUGGUAGGACCAUCAUUGUCGAGGUUGAGCCAAAUGACACCAUUGAGAAUGUCAAGGCCAAAAUCCAGGACAAAGAAGGCAUUCCCCCAGACCAGCAGAGGCUGACCAUCGCUCUUAAGCAGCUGUUAGAUUCCUGCACCAGGUCCAACUUCAAAAGCCAGAAAGCAUCCACUCUCCCCAUGGUGCUGGAUCUAAGUGGCAGCAUGCAGAUCUUUGUAAAGACCCUGACUGGCAAGACCAUCACUGUAGAGGUUGCGCCAAACGACAGCAUUGAGAAUGUGAAGGCCAAGAUCCAGGACAAGGAAGGCAUUCCACCAGACCAACAGAGGCUGAUCUUUGCUGGCAAGCAGCUGGAAGAUGGCCGCACAUUGUUCGAUUACAACAUCCAAAAGGAGUCUAACAUCGACCUCUUGCUCCGUCUGAGAGGCGGCAUGCAGACCUUGACUGGCAAAGCCAACACCCUCUAGGAGGAGCUGCAUUAUCAACACGACCACAUGCAGGCAGAACCCUUCUUCUUCAAGGCGCUUCACAAAUGUGCUGUGCUCGGCAUCCUAACAGGAGGGCUUCCACAAGAAGCUUCUAGAUGAGGCAAAGGGGCCAAGUGUGUGAGUAGUC